CUUGUCAUUAAAGAUUUUCUAACAUAAUUAAUAAUAAUCGUCACUUAUACAUCUCGUACACUAUCUAAAGCCAAACCUACACUUACUUCCUUCGUUUAUUUUAGUGCAUCACAUUCUAACUCGAUCGUUAUAAUAGAAGUGCAUCACUUUCUAAAUCGGUCGUUUUUUAAUUUACUCCAUUCAGUUCCCCUUCCUAAAAACUCAAUGCAAAGCAAACUGAUACACUUAAAAAAGAACAAUCAUUUUCUCCGUGGCCAGUUGACACACACCAAAACAUUAACCGGGUAAUCCCUAACUGACCGACUAACCCCUGACCGAUCGAGUAACCCCGAGAUAAACCCUUGAAUAAAAACCCCAACCACAUGGUAUAACCAACCACCUAUAAAACUUUGUGAAAAAAGAAACGAAUAAAGUAAUUCGAAAUAAAAGGAGCACUUUUAUAGACUAUCCUAAGCAAACAAAUAAUAAUAACACAAUAAUCAUCAAUCAAAACUCACUCUCAAAUCUCAAUAAUGCAUUGGUUGUGACACUAUAAUAUAGACAGAAUAAAGCAAAACUUAAAAUGAAAGACACAAAAUGAUGGGGACAACCCCCCACUUUUUCCCCAGUUAUUAGGCCAUACCACUACAUCAGACUAUAUAUCAGUCCACUUUUAUUCACAAGGUACGCGUAAAACUUGGUCUAUCCAUCUUCUCUAUGUUCCCGCCGCCAGCUUUCCUUGUUUUUGUAUUCUUCUCUCUUUCUUCUCUGUUUCCAGCUUGGAUAUUACAGUAUUACAAAUUAUACUGAAUUUGUUCAACUGAAAUUCUUUCUAUUCUACCUUUUGUAUUUUAAAUUACAAGCAAACUCAACAUCUUCUUAAGCAAGGAAGAUAAUAGAAAAAGUGAAGUAAAGUAAAGGGUAGUAUUGUAGAGUUAGUUUUGAACAAUCAAAGAAAAAUGGUGAAGAACAACAAGAAGCAACUACAACAUCAACAAUCUUACAUUGCUGUUUCUUCUGAAAUCAUAAAUUCUCUCUCAUCUUCUUCUCUACAAUCUCUUCUUGUAUCCCAUCAUCAACCUCAGAUUAAAAGGUGUUCAAAUAAGCCAAAGAAAUGGGUCAAAAAUCCAAUGUUUUUGCUAAUUUUCACUAUCUUUUUGUUGGGUUUUCUGGGUAUGGUUACGCUUUACUUCCUGAAUCUCCCGAAUGCGUGUAACCAGCAUCAGCUGCGAGACGAAGAAGUCGUAGAGUUUAAAAGUAAAAUGACAAGUAAAUUCGAUUCGAGUGAAGAUUUCUGGAAUCAGACGAAUGGGUUCGGACUCGGGUAUCGGCCGUGUUUGGAGUUCAGCCAAGAGUAUAGACAGACGAGUGAGGAGAUAGUGAAGGAUAGGACUAAUUAUUUGAUGGUGGUUGUUAGUGGUGGGAUGAAUCAGCAGAGGAAUCAGAUUGUUGAUGCUGUUGUUAUUGCUAGAAUUCUUGGAGCUGCUCUUGUUGUACCUGUUUUUCAAGUGAAUGUUAUAUGGGGAGAUGAAAGUGAGUUUUCUGAUAUUUUCGAUUUGGAGCACUUCAAGAGGGUGCUUGCUGAUGAUGUAAAAAUAGUUUCGUCUCUCCCAUCAACGCUGUUGAGGAUUAAACCAGUUGAAGAGAGUCAAACUCCCUUUCAUGCCACUCCUCAUUGGAUCCGCCAUCACUACCUUGGAAAGCUGAAAAAGUAUAAUGUUUUGUUGUUGCGUGGUCUGGACUCCAGGCUCUCUAAAGAUCUCCCAUCUGAUCUUCAGAAGCUCCGUUGUAAGGUAUCGUAUAUGUCUUACCAUGAUUAUCUGUUACUGUAUUAUUUUUUUGAAUGUGAAUUGUUUCUUACCAAUUUUCUCUCGCUUGCAAAGGUUGCAUUUCAGGCACUCAAAUUUGCUCCUCACAUUCUACAAUUUGGUAACAAAAUUGCUGAGAGGAUGAGCAGUGAAGGCCCUUAUGUUGCUCUCCAUCUGCGAAUGGAAAAAGAUGUGUGGAUAAGAACUGGAUGUUCACCUGGCUUGAGCCCAGAGUACGAUGACAUGAUAAACAAUGAGAGAAAGCGGCGCCCUAAGCUUCUUACUGGCAAGUCCAACAUGACUUCCCAUGACAGAAAGCUUGCAGGACUUUGCCCCUUGAAUGCCUUUGAGGUUGCUCGGUUGCUCAAAGCUCUUGGUGCUCCAAAAAGUGCAAGAAUAUACUGGGCUGGAGGACAACCACUUGGUGGCAAAGAUGCCUUGCUUCCUCUCAUUACAGAAUUCCCUUACUUUUACAACAAAGAAGAUCUUGCACUGCCUGGUGAACUAGAACCGUUUGCAAACAGAGCCUCGUUCAUGGCUGCCAUCGACUAUAUAGUCUGUGAGAAGAGUGAUGUAUUCAUGGCAUCUCAUGGUGGAAACAUGGGACAUGCUCUCCAGGGACAGAGGGCUUAUGCAGGGCACAAGAAGCAUAUAACUCCCAAUAAGAGACACAUGCUGCCCUACUUCAUGAAUUCUUCUCUGCCUGAAACUGAGUUCAACAAAAUCGUGAAGGAACUCCACCACGACUCUUUAGGGCAGCCAGAUUUAAGGAUAGACAAGCCAGGAAGAGAUGUUACCAAGUAUCCUAUCCCAGAGUGCAUGUGCAAUACUUCUUCAAACAGUCAUUCCUCUGCUUGAAAACUCACACUUAAUUCGUUUCCUCAUCACGUAUACUUGUCAAGUCUUAGGAAUGGGACGUGGAAUAAUCACUCGAAGAGAGCUAAGCUAAGACAAAUAUUCGGCAAGUAUAACCGGAUGAUAUUCAUACUAACAGAACCUCUCUUACACCUUAAAAGCGCAAUCUUUGGUGCACUUCUGUGCACGGUUAUUCCUUUAUUCUUUCCAUUCUUUAAUAGAUUUUGUUUAGCUUAUACACCCAGUAACUUUGUAAUUUUUUUUUCUUUUUUUGCUUUAUCACAUCCUAUACUUGUAUAUAUGUACAGAUAGCAACACAAUCAAGAUUUAUACGUUUAUUUAUUUCCUUUUCGAUGUAGAACAUGCGAUAUUGUAAUGCAAGAAUCAAUAUCAAUAUUAUUAAAUAAAAGUUAUAUGUAGUAGUAGAUGAUUACUGCAGCAUAAUUCU
Molecule: messenger RNA, 3090 nt
Organism: Chenopodium quinoa (quinoa)
Lineage: Eukaryota; Viridiplantae; Streptophyta; Magnoliopsida; Caryophyllales; Amaranthaceae
Exons: 5
Coding region: 939-2645 (568 amino acids)
Cellular component (GO): cytoplasm
Source: RefSeq, a predicted model, not a curated record